GGCUCAGAGGAGCGAUUAAGCUGCGAUCCGAACGCUGCCGCUGCUGCCUCUGAGGCAGACGAUUCGCACGCACAUCUCAGAAAGUCUUCGGACUGGACGGAGAUUAUCAGCUGGCACGUGCCUACCCGCGGGUUACUGCACACGGACCGCUGCUGCGUCAAGGUUGGAAUCCGAGCAAGGCGAUCGGUGCGGGGGCGCACCUUGCCUCUACCCCUGCGUGUUCGAGUCGAAGUCCCGCAACUCAUGGCGGACUCGGCUCACACCCCCCGCCUGAUUGUUCCCUGGACUAUCGGCCCUAUGGAGCCGCAAAAGCCAAAGAAGAAGGCGUUCUACUUGGUGAGGAUGAAGCCCGCUAACAGUAAGGAGCCGGUCAGCAGUAGCAGCAGCAGCAACAACAACAACAAUAUGUCCUUCAUGAUCCACUGCCACAUCGGCAAGGAGAUCAAGCACAUCUGCAGCAACUGUAGCCGUGGCACCGAAGCACAAGACGCUGAAGAAGUUGAAAGACUGGCUGCGAUGCGCUCCGAGUCGUUGGUUCCUGGCACCCACACUCCUCCCAUCCGAAGAAGAAGCAAAUUUGCAACCCUAGGCAGGCUCUUCAAACCCUGGAAAUGGAGAAAGAAGAAGAGCGAGAAGUUCAAACAGACGUCCGCAGCUUUGGAAAGAAAAAUUUCUGUGAGGCAAAGCAGAGAAGAGCUGAUCAAGAGGGGCGUCCUGAGAGAGAUCUUUGAAAAAGAUGGAGACAUCCCGCUAACAAAAGAAGACAGGAAGCUAGAGAACGGGCAGUCGCCAGUGUCCAGUCCCGAUAUGUUAGACUGUGAAACAGGAGACGCCGCCUAUGAGGUGCUUCCCAACACAGAGCUAAUGGAUGGGACAGUUUCAGAGGAAUUUAAGACGUCUGUGGAGAGUGGACUGUCGCCCCAGGACCCAUCUUCCAAGCCCACCUUGAUUUUGCCGCCAUCUAAAAAGGCUCUGUCUUAUACCGGUGACCACCAAGAGACUCCAGUGAAACAGUCGCUGUUCCUCAAACAGCCCCCUGCUCUUCCUCCAAAACCUCUCUCCAGGAUCCCAAACCAUAUCGCUGACUCAGGCCAGCCCAUCAAACUGCCCUGUAUGCCGGGAAAGCUGUCUCCACCACUACCUCCAAAGAAGGUGAUGAUCUGUGUGCCACCAGGUGGCAUGGACCCCACUCUUUCUUCCUACUCUUCACAGAAGUGCCCUCAGCAGCCCUUGGCACCCCACCAUCACACCCUCCUGCCGUCACAGCUCUCGGCUCAUCCUCACCCUCUGCAAUAUGGACCGGGUCCAAUCUCCAUCCACCAGGCAGUACCAUCGAGCAGGGUGAUUGAGGAGCUCAACAAGACGCUUGCCUUGACAAUGCAGCGGUUAGAGAGCUCCGGUCUCCACACCAUCCAAGGAAGCUCGCUCGACGGGCGGCCAGUGCCAACAGUGGUGAUCGAGUGCGACGACGACAAAGAAAAUGUGCCUAAUGAGUCCGAUUACGAGGAUGCGCCCAGUUUGUAUCGGGACGAGGAUGACGAGGAUGAAGAUGAGGAGGAAGACGACGAUGACGACGGCUCACUUUUUACAAGUUCUUUGGCCUUAAAGGUCUGCAGAAAAGACUCGCUGGCAAUAAAGCUGAGCAACCGGCCUUCCAAAAGAGAGCUGGAGGAGAAAAACAUCAUCCCUAUGCAGACAGAUGAAGAGAGGCUGGAGAUGAGGCAGCAGAUCGGAACCAAGCUGACACGGCGCUUAAGUCAGAGGCCAACUGCUGAAGAAUUGGAGCAGAGGAACAUUCUAAAACCCAGGAAUGAACAAGAAGAACAGGAGGAGAAGCGAGAAAUCAAAAGACGCCUGACACGCAAACUCAGCCAACGGCCGACCGUGGAGGAACUGCGCGAAGCGAAGAUCCUGAUUCGCUUUAGUGACUACGUAGAGGUGGCGGACGCACAGGACUACGACAGACGGGCAGACAAGCCAUGGACGCGGCUCACAGCGGCUGACAAAGCAGCAAUCCGAAAAGAGCUAAAUGAAUUUAAAAGCACUGAAAUGGAGGUUCAUGAGUCAAGUCGGCAUCUCACAAGGUUUCACAGACCUUAGAGGGGAUUUCCUUCUUGGCUUCAUGAUUUUUCACAGAAGAACCUCAGGGCUGGGAUUGUCAUAGGUGCCCAGGUCUACAGUGAGGCCAGACGUCUUCUCAAUUGCCUUUCUUUUUUUUUCAAGUUUAUGAAACUAAGCAGAAACUGCUGCCACAGUAAUAAACCGACCAUGCAGGGCGCAGCAGCUUCAGAGCCUUUUCUGUCCUCAUCGUCGACAUGUCCUCCUCCUGCUCCGUAUUAAGCAGGCUUGUGAAUCGUACGGCCAGAAUCUUGUCUGUCUGUGUCUUUGUCGUCUACUGGAAGGAGCCCACUUCCCUUUUCUUUGUGUGCCACCUUCUGUUUCUUUCCAUUGGUGUCUUGGCAAUGGCACAUGGGCGUGUUUUUUGCUGGACUUGGGAGAGCCGAUGGUACCCGGCGGUGAGGCAAGAGGACAGCUGCGCUGAAAUGUUUGGAGUGGCAGCUGCUCUGUGGCAGGCUUUGUUUCUCCACCCGCCCUGAAAUGUUGAUUGGAUAGAGCUUAGCAAGGCAGGAAAUGCUCUGACCAAUUAAAAAAAAGGGAGAAGAAUGGUGAUGAUGACAAUGACAUUACCCAGGGACUGCGAAAAGAAGGAGUGGACGUCUGUGGCCAGAGUUCCUCUUCAUUGUAUGUAUAGUGCUAUUCUAAAAUAUACACAGAAUAUAAAUGAUAUAAAUUCGCCAUUUUCCACAUUUUUCAGAGGUGGUCCGGUUUAAUAGGGGCACCACAAUAACUCUGGGUGCUACAUGGUACUCAUGGAACCGGAAGUCUGCCUGGAAAGCUUUGUUUCUUGUUUAAUUGCAGUGUUUAACUCAUUUUUAAUUUUCUUUUUUUUUUUUUAAAGACUGGUUUUUAUUGUGCCCUAAUACUACAAAUUUAAGGGAAAUCAGACCAAAAAUCCAAAGGCUUACUUUUCACAUUAACUUAUUUUAUAUCGGCUGUAGAUAGAGGUGCAUAAUGAAUGGUGUGUUUUUACGACUUUAAUGCAGCUCAGUGAGUACUUUGUUUUUUUGUUUUUUUUUUUUUAAACAAAAUAUUUUUUAUUUAUUUAUUUUUCUUAACCAUCCAUUAAUUAGCAUCCAUUUUGUAUUAUGAAAGCCCAGUUCUUUCUUAGUUGGGAGUAGAAGUUUUAAUCAGGCGGAGGAACGUGAAGCCAGACAAGAGACCUAGCAGCCAUGGCAUUGGACUGUAAAACACAAAGGUGCCGGCAAAAUCCCCACCACGGACUCCCAGGAGCGAGCGAUCUUGAUGGAGCCGCUAAGUGCUGGUAGUGAAGAAGUGUCAAAUACUGCUGUCUACAAAAGAGCUUGGGAAGAUAAUUCAUUGUGAAAAGUACAAUCUAAAAAUCACAGGGUUACCAAUUAUGAUGAAGUUACUUUAACACUCUAGAAAUGUAUGAACCAAGAGGACUACACCUGUAGAGGUGCUCAGCACUGAGGACUCUAAAUAAAAGUUCAAGGUUACCCUUUCAAUCCC
Molecule: messenger RNA, 3591 nt
Organism: Erpetoichthys calabaricus (reedfish)
Lineage: Eukaryota; Metazoa; Chordata; Cladistia; Polypteriformes; Polypteridae
Product: phosphatase and actin regulator 1-like
Exons: 13
Coding region: 244-2100 (618 amino acids)
Biological process (GO): cell motility; stress fiber assembly
Molecular function (GO): actin binding
Source: RefSeq, a predicted model, not a curated record